Molecule: messenger RNA, 1042 nt
Organism: Penicilliopsis zonata CBS 506.65
Lineage: Eukaryota; Fungi; Ascomycota; Eurotiomycetes; Eurotiales; Aspergillaceae
Exons: 1
Coding region: 243-782 (179 amino acids)
Source: RefSeq, a predicted model, not a curated record
CUCCUCCUCGUUCCUUCGCACCCUCGCCAUCAACCAUCGUCGUGAUCCGGCCGUUAGAGACCCGACAUGAUGCAGGAGAUCGUACACAGCCGAAGCCGCAGCUGCAGCCACAACUGCCUCUGCCGUUGACCUUGCCACUGCCCACGCCGCACCCACACACCAAACGGCCGCCGAUCCCCCCGGCGAAGAAGCCGGUCCCCUCGCUCACCAGGACCGUCCACGACAGGUUCUCCGCGGCGGCGAUGCAGAGCUACGCGCUCGGCACCCCGACAGCAGACCACCUGCUGACGCUGACGAAGCUGAACGUGUACCGGGCGCUGGUCAGCAACACGGCCACGCUGGGCAUCCCGUUGUCGCAGAUGUGGGAUGACGAAGCGCUCUCGCCUUUUACCCACGUCUUCCCUUUACCCCCGAUGGCCAAACCACAAGAUGGGAAGAGUCUCCCCCUCGCUCUGCAGCCGACCGUCCUGCAACGUACAACACCUCACCACCCGUGGAUCGACUUCUUCCCGCUCCCACGCAUGCGCGACAAUCUGAUCCGCGCCCUGUCCCUCUACGACGAAGACGCCCUCUGCGUCGACAUCCUCGGCUUCUGGGAGCCGGGCUCCCGCCACAACGCCCUCCUCGUCUGGGGGGAUCCCGCCGACCCGCGCUCCUGGGAGGUCUCCGAGUCCUUUCUGCGCAACUGGCGCUGGGUGCUUCACGGCUGUCCCGAGCUCUUCCACUCGACCAAUUACUGGCGAGCCAAGCGCGGGGAGAAAUCCAUUCGUGUGACUUGUUAGCUGGGAUUUUCCUUUUUCCUUGACUCCUCCUAUCUCUAUUCUUCUCUACAAUGUUUACUCCUUAUGCAGGCGGCUUACGCGUUAACCGGAUCAGGGUAAGCCUGUCAGCGCUUAUAUUACCACUAAUACCAUAUUACACAGUUCAUACGCAGUAAGUACCUAGGUAGUUACCUGGUAUUUCUAUAUCUAGGUACCUAGGUAGUUAAUAGGUAGUUAACUACUAUACUCUAUACUAUUUAUCAUAAAGUAAUAUAUUUCCC